GCGUGCGCCGCAGGGCCCGCCCAGUUCCGCGUACUCUGCGCGUGGUGACUUCCGGGCUCGUGUCCUCGGCAUGGGUCCUUUGCUGUCGCCGCUGCUGACCCUGCUGUCGCUUCUCUCCGGUCCUUGGCUCGAACUAGGAAAUGGGCAGACGACUGGCAUGGUCCAGCUACCUGGAGGGAGAUUCCAGAUGGGAACAAAUUCACCAGAUGGCAGAGAUGGUGAAGGACCUGUCCGGGAGGUGACAGUAAAACCCUUUGCCAUUGACAUAUUUCCUGUCACCAACAAAGAUUUCAGGGACUUUGUCAGGGAGAAGAAGUACCGGACAGAGGCUGAGGCGUUUGGGUGGAGUUUUGUCUUUGAGGACCUUGUGCCCGAUGAGCUUAGAAGCAAAGCAACCCAUCAAAUGCAGUCUCUUCUCUGGUGGCUGCCAGUGGAAAGGGCAUUCUGGAGGCAGCCUGCAGGUCCCGGCUCUGGCAUCCGAGAGAGACUGGAGUUCCCAGUGGUACAUGUGAGCUGGAAUGAUGCCCGUGCCUACUGUGCUUGGCGGGGGAAACGGCUGCCCACUGAGGAAGAGUGGGAGUUUGCUGCCCGUGGGGGCUUGAAGGGUCAGGUGUACCCCUGGGGAAACCAGUUCCAGCCAAACCGCACCAACCUGUGGCAGGGAAAGUUCCCCAAGGGUGACAAGGCUGAGGAUGGCUUCCACGGAGUCUCCCCGGUGAACGCUUUCCCCCCGCAGAACAACUACGGGCUCUAUGACUUCAUGGGCAACGUGUGGGAGUGGACAGCGUCACCGUACCAGGCUGCCGACCAGGACAUGCGUGUCCUCCGGGGGGCGUCUUGGAUCGACACAGCCGACGGCUCUGCCAAUCACCGGGCCCGCGUCACCACCAGGAUGGGCAACACUCCAGAUUCAGCCUCAGACAACCUAGGCUUCCGCUGUGCUUCCAGCGCAGGCCGACCGCCUGGGGAGCUGUGAGCAGCCGUGCAGGGAAGAGUCCCCGUGGUCCCCAGGUCACUCCCUGGCCACAUUCCAAACAGCCAGACUCCGAGCUCUUCAGCUUCAGCCUCAGGAACGACCUCCUUCCCCUCCCCUGUGCUCGGUGGCAGGCACCUGUCCCCAGGGCAGGAGAGGACCCUGACCUCUGAGGAGGGGCGCCACUGUCUCUCGGAGAAGGAGCCCCAGCUAUUGAUUGUGGCCAGGAGCCAGGUGUCUCUCUGAGAGGUCAAAUAUUGACCAUAGAGGGGCCAAAUACUCAAACAGUUGGGGCAGAGUGCUCUGAAAGGCAGUUUGCUAGAAAAUUUUAAAUCUGCUUCCUCCCCUUUUGACCUAAGGAUCUGACAUUGGUUUCUCAAGGCAGAAUUUCUCCAGGUCUCCUUGUUUUCCCAGCCAACUGCUGUUGAAGGAAAAUGUUUCCUUCCUUUGCCCCAUCUGUGGGGUUUCACGCUCCUCCGAGGGAACCUGAUUUCCACUGUCUGUGACACGCAGUUCCGCGGGCUCUUUAAAGCACAGCGUGGGUUGUAAAA
Messenger RNA from Phacochoerus africanus (Common warthog), 1524 nucleotides. RefSeq names its product sulfatase modifying factor 2 (gene SUMF2). Lineage: Eukaryota; Metazoa; Chordata; Mammalia; Artiodactyla; Suidae. The transcript is spliced from 9 exons. Gene Ontology annotation, cellular component: endoplasmic reticulum. Bases 71 to 976 code for a protein of 301 amino acids. The record is from RefSeq and is a predicted model, not a curated record.